This is a messenger RNA of Solenopsis invicta (red fire ant), 732 nucleotides long. RefSeq lists its product as uncharacterized. NCBI's taxonomy places the organism in Eukaryota, Metazoa, Arthropoda, Insecta, Hymenoptera, Formicidae. The transcript has 2 exons. Bases 1 to 732 code for a protein of 243 amino acids. The record is from RefSeq and is a predicted model, not a curated record.
AUGGUGCCAGCUAAUUUACAGCUGGCAGACCCCAAUUACUUUAUACCAAGUAACAUUGAUGUGUUGUUGGGAGCUUCCAUUUUCUGGGAUAUCAUGGGUACCAAGAGGAUCCGACAUAACAAGCAUGGACCUUUGCCGUUAAAAGAAAAAAUUGAAGAGUUAGGAGACUCAUUUCAAAUAGCGACAAAACGAUUAAAAGCGUUAGAACGUAAAUUAGAAAAACAACCAGAGUUGAAGACAUGGUAUCACGAGUUCCUAAAGAAAUAUUGUACAUUGGGUCAUAUGAGUAAAAUUCAACUAAAAAACGAAUCGAGUGAUACAGCAUACUACAUCCCUCAUCAUGCUGUAGUAAAGGAAGACAGAGGAGCGUCAAAAUUAAGAGUUGUAUUCGACGCGUUGUGCAAAACGGCCACUGGAAAGUCAUUCAAUGAUUUGCUCAUAGUUGGACCCAUCAUUCAAGAAAGUCUCUUUGAAAUUGUUCGGUUGAGGCAGUAUAAAUACGCAAUGAGCGGAGACAUAAUUCAAAUGUACUGUCAAAUCAAGGUGAGAACAGUGGAUCUCAAGAUACAAAGGAUAUUAUGGCGGUGGAAUAAAGAAGAGCCCAUUCGAGUAUUUGAACUUAAUACCGUGACAUAUGGAAUGUCGUGCUUGCCAUUUCUAGAAAUUAGAUGCUUGAAGAAAAUAGCUCAACAAAAUAAUGACAAAUACCAUCAAACAAGCGAAAUUAUAUGA